Molecule: messenger RNA, 3362 nt
Organism: Schistocerca nitens (vagrant locust)
Lineage: Eukaryota; Metazoa; Arthropoda; Insecta; Orthoptera; Acrididae
Product: luciferin sulfotransferase-like
Exons: 7
Coding region: 77-1048 (323 amino acids)
Biological process (GO): sulfation
Cellular component (GO): cytoplasm
Molecular function (GO): sulfotransferase activity
Source: RefSeq, a predicted model, not a curated record
GCCGAAGGCCAGCGCUCUGUCUGGCCCGCAUUUCAGCGCGAGACGUACGCACUAGCAGUAAGGCUGAGAAGGCGCGAUGUCGGUGAGUGGGGAGCGGCUGCGGCACCCGCUGGCGGAGCGCCUGAGUGCCGGGUUCGAGCACCGCUACGGGGACGGCUUCGUGGUGACGCGGCCCGGCGGCCUCGUCAUGCCCGCCGAGUUCCUGCUGGACGCGCAGCGCGUCCACGACUUCCCCGUCAGGCAGGACGACGUGUGGCUCGUCACCUUCCCCAAGUCAGGUACGACCUGGACGCAGGAGCUGGUGUGGCUUCUGAUGAACGACCUGGACUUCGAGACCGCUAAGGAGAUGUGCAUCACCAAACGGUUCCCGUACCUCGAACACGUGAGCCUGGUGCCCGCGGCGGCCAGGCAGGGGGCGCCGGACACCAUCAGGCGGGCAGCAGACCAGCCGCCGCCCAGACUCAUCAAGAGCCACCUGCCGCCGGCGCUCCUCCCCAGGCAGCUAUGGACCGUCAAACCCAAGAUCAUAUACGUCGCCAGAAGUCCGAAAGACGCCGCCACCUCGUUCUACUACCACAACUGCCUCAUCCACGGACUCAAACUCUCGCUGGACGAGUUCCUCGAGUGUUUCCUCUCCGACUCUGUUCAAUUCACUCCCUACUGGACAAGCGUCCUGGAAUUUUGGAAACUGCGGAAUGAGCCGAAUAUCCUGUGGAACACCUAUGAAGAAAUGAAACAGGACCUGGGCGCCGUGAUCCGGAAGACGGCCGCCUUCUUGGACAAGGAGGUGACGGAGGAGCAGGUGCGGCAGCUGGAGCAGCACCUGAGCUUCAGCAGCAUGAGGGACAACCCGGCCACCAACUACGGCGGCGUCGUCGAGGCGUCGCGGCAGCGGCUGCGCCUGCCGCCGGCGCCGGCCGGCCUCAGCUUCAUGCGCGAGGGGCGGGUGGGCGCCUCCAGGAGGCGCAUGUCGCCGGAGAUGGACCGCCGCUUCGACCAGUGGAUCCAAGACCACGUGCGCGGCACCGGCUACUCGGGGCCCCUCUGAGUCCCAGGGCACCCCAGCCAUUGUGGUCCUCCAGCGGGGGCAAUGCGUAUAAAAUAUCCUCGGUAUUCUUGGUGAAUCGGAUUACAUUAAGAACUCAAUCUUUAGUUAGUAACCUACUCAGUCCCAGUAGGGAACAAACGACAGUCACCGUGCUGACAGAUGUGGUGUCGAUGUGCGGAAUGCUGGUGGUCCCCUGAUGGAACAUAAACAACUCGGUGAACUUUCGAAUGUCCAUUGUAAUUGUCUGGGCUGUUAUGCCGUGGUCGGUUGAUGAAUUCUGUGUCAAUUCCCAACUUUCGAAUGUCGAGACACCGCUUGUGUGCACCACCGAGUCUCUGGUCACAGUGGCUACCACAUGGGGGGCAUUUUCAAAUCGUGAUGCCAAUACAGGUGCAGUCUCGGUGCAACCGAUCUCAGUGACCAAAUGUAAAGACUUCGGACGACGGUCAGCAGAAUUCAGAUAAGUUUAGUUUCUUCGGUCGAAUCAGGCGACGUUUACGUAUGCAAAAUAUGGAUUGUGAGAAAUUUAUUUAGUACUUGAAAGAAGGAAUUUGUGGACUCCUGAGUACGAUAAAUAUAAUAACAGGGAUAUAUCCCGGAAUUUAUUGUCUGAAACCAACAGUUUUGAGCAGGUUAAAAAUGCAAUAAUAAUUACUUGAACGUUACCUUACAUUAUGUUAUGCAUUUUCUGUGUUUCACAAGGCGUUUCACCCUCAUGUCUACACUUUAUGCAGCGUGUCAUCUGCAACACAGCCAAACUUGUACCGGUAAUUUUAGGCUUAGUUUAUCGCCUCAAAUAAAUUAUGUGGUUAACAAAGAAAGGUGGCAUAUGUCAAUUUUGCCGUUUAAAGUUAAUGUACCGGAUUUUUUUCGGCUGUGGUAUGUGGGAAUUAGCUUGUAACUUAACCACUUCUUAGCUUCUCUCUAUCUGAGUGAAUCUUCCUGAAUCCGUCAACCAAAGCUUCCCAAAACUGAUUACCGGACAAACUAAUACCUAACUUAAACUGUACUGUGCAAACCUCAGCUUACACUGACUUAUACUAAGGACCAAUGUGAUUUGUUCAACACUGUCUACAAACUAAGGCUGGCUGUUUCUAUACAAAUGCAGUGCUACCCUGAAUCUAACCUAAUUUCCGAAAUAAAUGCGCGACUGAAAUUACAAAGCAAUUCGUGGCCCUAAACUGUAUUUUCACGUACCUUGUGUCUUGACAAACAUUUUUGCAGAUUUCUGAAAGCAGCGCACAGCAUGCAGCAGCAAACCAACAUUAAAAAACUACAACUGAAAAUUACGUAUUACGAAAUGAAUUGUGCACACGUACAUAAUAAACUGAAUGAAGGAUGGAAAUUUUAACUGGUAUGAAAUGAAUUCUGACAAAAUUCGCAUUCAAAAGUUCAUAUUCAAAAAUCAUGCUUCAAAAAUCAAGUGAAUGAUCAGAAUAAUAUUUACAUAAAAUGACUUUAAGUAAGGGGAAUCCCGUCGCCCUAUCAGAGCAGUUCUUAUAACAAUCCUGCUAUCUGAGCUUCGUUACUCCAGUCUCAAUAACACAAAACAGUGACACACGCUUGCAUAAUCUCUCAACAUUCCAGAAAAACACAAAAAUAAUCUAUGAAAAUAUUCGUACGCCAAUUCCAUCAAUCUUAUAUCACACUUAUAAAGAAAAUUUCCUGGCCAUUCUUGAAAACACAUCUGCUGCUCAACACGGCUCAGAGCGCGUGCAGCUUCUCUAGCGUUCUCAGGCGGAGGCGGUGUAGCAACACAGAGAUAUUGUAGCAAUAGUCAAAGAUUACUCAGUUACGCGGUUUACCUCUGUGUGAUCUAUGCACAUCGAUAUCUACGUAAGAAACAGAAUUUACCAAAAUAACAUGCACACCUCACAAGCUGUCUAGGUAUUAUUAUUGCUGUGACUACGUAGGCUUUCCCGGCGUAUUAAGUCUUGAAAGUCUCUUCGGGUUUGCUAUCGGAUCCUAAAAUCAGCUUGACUCGAUAUUUCGGCCAGUUGGAUCCCCGAAAUAUCGAGUCAAGUAUUAUUAUUGCUGCUUACUGGUGUUCUUAGGUCAGCAGGAUGGUGAUUCUGCUAUAAGAGGUUGUUUGCAAAUGUGGCGUGUGUGUUGCGACAGUUCAAUGGCUUAGGUGUUCAGAGUAUAUUAUUCUACAGACCUUUCUUCCUGUACAGCAACUCCUCGCAUAGUUUAAAGGGUUUCGAGUUUCUUCAUUGGUUGUAUGUGUACACUAUCUAAAAAUACUUGUUUUCUUUUGCUUACCUGAAUUCUGUGAUUUAUGCAUGUAGUGACUCCGUUCAGCUGAAAUGAACAU